AUGGCAUCACGCAACGACCUCGCACCUACCGGACGUCCUGCCAAGGACGACCCUCCAUCCAACAAGCCCUCCGCUACCGAGGAGGCCAAGACCGAGAGGCAUGUAACAUUCAGUCCUCCCCCACGUCGUCCUCAUGAUGCGACACGCAAGGACACCGAGGCUCCAACAAUCUUGCCCAAGUCUCCCGCCGUCACCAAGCGUACCCUUGGCCACACUGCUGGCUCUGGUCCGGAAUUCGAACGGGUUAAGGCUGAGUGGCGUAACUAUCUGGCUGAGGAACAAGCCUUCAUGGACCAGAAGACUCGCGAGGCGUUGAUGACGGCUAUCGCUCGGAACAAUGCUCGACACUAA
Penicillium brevicompactum is the source of this 351-nucleotide messenger RNA. RefSeq lists its product as uncharacterized. The transcript has a single exon. Lineage: Eukaryota; Fungi; Ascomycota; Eurotiomycetes; Eurotiales; Aspergillaceae. The coding region runs from base 1 to 351 and encodes 116 amino acids. The record is from RefSeq and is a predicted model, not a curated record.